AUGGCAGCCGUCGUCGACGCUUCGCAAGGCCCAUCCUCAAGCCAGGCUCCGACCCGAUCCGAAUCGCUCGCCUCCAGUCUGAACCCCCUGCUUUCCCGCGGCAAGCUAAAGAAGGCCAUUCCGUCCAAGAAGAAGAAGGAGACCAAGAAGAAGGACAAGAUCACCGCGGAGCAGACGCUGGCUGGAGCUUCGACGUCGACUUCGUCUGGCGCGGUGACGCCGACUGGGACGGGAACGCGGUCGACUGGAUCUCCUCGAGGAGGGGCUGUCGGGGCGGAUGGCGAUGAAGAUGACGAGGUGUCGGACCUAGCAGAUCAGUUGUUGUCCCAGUUGGAAGCGACCAGGAACGCUGCCUCUGCAGAGACGACCUCGUCCCCUUCCUCAGCCGCGCCCCCUUCCACAAGCACCCCCUCGACGACGACGACCAGUAGCUCACGAACGAGCGUCUCUUCCACCUCGACUUCGAAACGAGAGAAGCUCCACAACCUAAGCGACGACAUGCGUCAUCUCCUUCUCCCCAAUUCGUUCGCCCACAUCGUGCAUUCACACCCUACCUUGGACGCGACCUCCACAGCCAACGGCAAAGACAAAGAUAAGGACAAGGACAAGGAUUCGGGUCGAGGCGGCUUCUUUGCAUCGCAAGGGAUGUCGAGGCAAAAGAUGCGGAAGAUGCGGAAGGAGAAGGAGUUCGAACAGAUCAAGCACCAGGCGCAGCAGGAGGUCUUGCAUACCAAUGACAACUCAAUCGAGGAGGAGAGGCAGGCGAUGCACGAGGGAUGUACGCGCUUGGGCGUCAGGAUCAAAGAGAUCGAUCCGGAUGGGCAUUGGUGCGUUUGAUUCGUCCUGGGGUACUAUGAUUAUUUGGACAUUGACUUUACGCUCGAUUACCUCCAUAUAACAGCUUGUACAGCGCCAUCGCCGAUCAAGCAAACCACCUGCGGCUAUCCGUAAGGAUCUUCUUCUGCACACGCCAGAUGCAUUUCAUCGCUGACCUGUCCUGACGAUACAACAGACGACCAAGGAGACGUAUUCGACAACACGCAAGCACGCAGCAGCCUAUAUGCGCGGCCACCCCGAUGACUUCUUGCCAUUCCUCGAAAGCUCCGAUCAGGCCGAAGCUUUGAUGACACCUGGUCAGUUAAUGCUUGCUCUUUCAAGCGUGCUCGGAGAUACAUGAAAGGCUGAUACCGGUCUCUUUCAUUGACACGAUUACAGAGGAGUACGAGAACUACUGCGCAACAGUGGAGAACACUGCCGAGUGGGGAGGAGAACCCGAGGUGAGUUCACCGUGGCCCUCAUGAACGCUUAACUUUCGAUCUGACCUUACACGUCCAACCCGCUCCCUCAGAUCCGGGCCUUGGCAAAACACUACAACAUCCAAAUCCACGUCCUCCAAGCCGGAACGGACCUUCUCAAAGUAGGGGAGGACGAUCUUCCUUUGGGUCCUGCCGGACCGAUACGAAUUUCGUUAGUGCACGGUCUCGGAGAUUCUUUAACAUUGUGAACACACUAAGGAUUCGACCUCCCUCUUGACCUGGACAGAUAUCAUCGAAAGAUGUAUGGUCUUGGCGAGGUGAGUCAAGCGCGUGGUCGUAUUUGCCUGUCGAGCUCCGGAGCUAAGCUUUGAUCCUCGCUCUCCUUUAGCAUUAUAACUCACUCGUUCCGGUGACUUAUGCACCGCCGGCAGUGGGAGUAAUGGGUUGA
Microbotryum saponariae is the source of this 1704-nucleotide messenger RNA. The record is from the annotation of a GenBank genome assembly. NCBI's taxonomy places the organism in Eukaryota, Fungi, Basidiomycota, Microbotryomycetes, Microbotryales, Microbotryaceae.